AUGGAAAAGAAAAUUACAAUAAUUACACAAGGAACGGAUCUUAAGAAUUCAACAAAAAAUACUAAGACCACUUCUGCAGAAACAAAGACAAAUGGGAAUGCAAAAAGUAGUGCAUCCUCAUCACGUUCUAGUCCAAUUAUUGGUUCGAAACGUUUGAGCGGAUCUCCAGUGCCAUUAUAUGAUGAUCCAACUGUUAAUACUUCAGUUAAUGCUUCAGUUAAUGCUUCAGUUAAUGCUUCAGUAACAGCCAGCAAAGAAGAUUCUAAAAAAGCGACAAAAACUUUAAGUACUACGAAAUCCACUGUAACAAAAUCAUCACAAAAUAUAAAUUCUCCCUCAAAAAGGACAUCACGGGUUAUGUCCGUAAUUCCCAAAGCAUCUAAAACAUCGCCUACACCGCCCUUCAAGUCACGCACUUUACCAUUACCUACACAAAAUGGAUUGAAAUUUAACUCAGAAUCUUUUACUUCUGACCCAAUCUCAACGAUUUUUGAAGAUAAAGCACAAAGGAUAUCCUCGUCAAACACUUUCUCAGAAGUGGACGCCUUAAAAUCAGUUAGUGUCAAAACCACAAUUGCCACUUUUGAAAAGAACACGACACAAGGUGGUAACUUUCCAGAAUCAACUUGUGAAACUUCGCCAACAUCAACAAGUCUUACUGUCACGGAUACAAAUUUAGAAGAAAUGGAUAUGGAUCAAUUAGAACGAUUGUUCCUUAGCGGAUCACGAUCUCCAUCGAUC
Dentiscutata heterogama is the source of this 741-nucleotide messenger RNA. NCBI's taxonomy places the organism in Eukaryota, Fungi, Glomeromycota, Glomeromycetes, Diversisporales, Gigasporaceae. The record is from the annotation of a GenBank genome assembly.